Sinocyclocheilus grahami is the source of this 1697-nucleotide messenger RNA. Its product is annotated as MICOS complex subunit MIC26-like. Gene Ontology annotation, biological process: cristae formation. NCBI's taxonomy places the organism in Eukaryota, Metazoa, Chordata, Actinopteri, Cypriniformes, Cyprinidae. The record is from RefSeq and is a predicted model, not a curated record. Gene Ontology annotation, cellular component: MICOS complex. The coding region runs from base 180 to 827 and encodes 215 amino acids. The transcript is spliced from 9 exons.
CAAAAGAUAUAAAAAGUAACAUUAAUUUUAAUAGCCUACGGACAAGAUAAUAAUGCUUAGGACAACAACUAAGAGAAUGUGACAUUGUUUAUUUAUAUUACUCUUUACAAAAACGUUUUGAAAUAUUUAUACGUCGCUGAGAAGUUUGUCCUCACAGAGUUGCCGUAGCAGAGAAAAAGAUGUCAUAUCUUGGGAAAAUAGCCAAGGUGGCAGUGCCCGGAGCCCUUGGCCUGAUGUCUGCCACUGUUUUCGCAGCAAGCGAGGCCAAAGAAAAUAACACCACCCUGAUGACGGAUGAGCUUUCACUCUAUGACACACCUGAGUCCCAGCUGAGGUACGAGGAGCCCGAGGUUGGUCAUGUUGAGCAGGCUGCAGCAUCUCUGAGGAAGACAGUGGAGCCUUAUAUUUCAUGGUGUCAGGAAAAGACACAGUUUGCCAUGGAGAAAGUACAGUCUUACUACAAGACAGUUGAGCCUGGUGUGAAUACCACUCAAAGUAUUGUAAAAGACAUGUAUGUGUUUUUGAGCAACCCUCCAUCUGAGUUCUUCCCCAGUGUGGGUGUUAUAGGAUUCUCUGGAAUUCUUGGACUUUAUUUAGCAAAAGGCAGCAGAAUCAAGAGGCUGAUGUUCCCCACUGGGCUGAUGGUUCUGAGCACUUCCAUGUUCUACCCACAGCAUGCCGCCUCUGUUGCCAGGACCACAAAACACUACAUCUUUUCCCGGGGUUCAGAAGGGCGAGUUGUUUUGGAGGAGCUGCUGAGAGGGAAAUCAUCAUCCAAGGACAAAGUUGAAAAAACACAGAAAACAGACAGCCAGAAAUCAAGUUGAGACAAAGCAGUACAUUUUACGAGGAGUUUCCUGCUUUGCACCUGGUUCUCUUAUCAAUGCACGGAUCAGUUUUGUGGUAUUUGCUAUAUUAUUGUGUUGGUCGUCUUUACUGGAACUGUAUAUUUCACUUAUGUUUUCUGUGCACUAUAUAAAUUUACUUUUGUACAUAAAUGUACACUGCAGCAGUAACCAUUUGGGCCAACCUGAAAAAAGAGCUACACACCUGACUUGCACUGUGAAAUGUCCAGACAUUUUUCAACAACUCAGUGACUUUUAGGUCUUACUGAUGGUUCCUAUUGUAUUUCCAAAAUUUUCUACACCAGUGUUGUCGUUGCAUUCUCUAGAACCUUCCCGUGCCACUAUACAAAGAUCAAAUUUCAAACUUGCAUACGUUUUUAUAAUCUUCACAAACUUCUGAUUUCACAAACCACAUUGAUAAGUGGACCAUGUAACAUGAACCUAAUCUGGACAUAAACAAAGGGAUAUUCUGCAAAGUACAGUAUUCUCCAGGAGAGUUAUACCAUCCAUUCUGUUCAUUCACUCUACAGAGCAGAUAGUAGUCUGGGUUUUAUUUAAAUUUUUUUCAUCUUUUUACCACUGUGACUAGGAGGAAAACUUGAAGGUGUUAACUUACGCAAAUAAUUAAUUACAAGACAUCACUUUUUCUUUUCCUUUUUUAGACUUUUAAUGCAUUAAAUUGGACACAAAUAAAAGACUAUUGAUAAGCUGAUCUGACAUACAAACUACAGAAUAUGAUUGAAAUAGGAUGAAUACAAGCACUAUAACUUCAUCUCAGAGUAAAUUGCUGGGUAUUAAUAUGAUGAAUACCCACAGAGUAUUUAAAAGUAUUUUGUGUAAGCAUUAAAGUAU